This is a messenger RNA of Microplitis demolitor, 2450 nucleotides long. RefSeq lists its product as uncharacterized. The coding region runs from base 53 to 2050 and encodes 665 amino acids. Lineage: Eukaryota; Metazoa; Arthropoda; Insecta; Hymenoptera; Braconidae. The record is from RefSeq and is a predicted model, not a curated record. The transcript is spliced from 8 exons.
GUUAAUUAAAACAAAUCAGUUAGUGUUUACGGUACGUUUGUUGCUAGCUAAAAUGAAUUUAAAAAUUUCAUUUUCUAUAAUUUCUUUAAUUAUACUUAAUCUUUUGAUACCCUUAAAUGCUCAAGAAAAACAAAAAUCUGGGCCAUUAGAUUUAUUUGCGGCCGCUACUGGUCCUGUAGGUAAUGUAAUGACUUUAAUAAGCUUUUUCAAAGAAUUAAUUUCUGUGGGUGACAAUAGUCAAGAAAAAUAUGAGGCACGAUUAACGCAAGCAUUUAAUGACAUACAUGAUAUAAGUAUAAAAGUCAGUGACAUGACAAAUGCAAUACAAAAUGUCGGAACUACAAUUGUAUCAGCCCUUAAUCAAAUAGAAAUUAACAAAUCUUAUAAUGACCGUGUAGCAGAUAUGAUCCAUAUUCUAAAUGAAUCGAAAGAAAUUGAUAUCAAAUUCCGUCAUCACUUAUUGCCCUUAUUAUCAAGAUAUAAAUCUGCCUCACAACAAGAUAUUACUAAAUUUAUUGAUGACACGUUUAACGAUAACAAAUUGUUACGCAGAUUAUUGUUAAUCGAUGAAUGGUCAAGUGGUUUAGCACAAUAUAAAUUAAAUAGUGAUCCGAAUAAUGUAUAUUCAAUUGCGAUUAAGCACUACUCAAGAAUACUGAAAAAUAAAAAUUUUUGCGGUCAAUCAUCAGUUUAUAAUAAAAUACAUGAUAUGUAUCAAUAUAUGUUAGGAUGCAUCAGCGAAGGAUACAGUAUGCUUUUUAUGGCUUACGAAUUCCAACAACAAAGACCUGGAAAUACAGACAAUCGACGCCCUGCACAAAGAAUCGUGCUAGAACAAUACAAAGAAGCAGUUAUUCGUAUGACCACUUCAGUAAACAGUUAUCUGAAAAAAAUCGAUGAGACGGAGUAUAAAAAAUUACAAGAAUGUGACGAUGAGAAAUGGACUGAAGGUAAGAAUUACAUUCGUUUAAAAAAUCAUGUUUCGUAUCAUGAACCGAGUACACGAUGGGACUACGAUCAAAAUGCAGAAAUCUUAAACAAUAUGAAGCCAGAACACGAAUGCAACGGUACACAAGUAUUUUGGAAUCCUUCAGCUAUAUCCGAUGGUGUUAUAUACAGUUUAAACUGUCCACUCAUUUUUGUCAGUGAUUAUACCGAAGAUAGCAGUUGUCAACGUUUUCCAAAGAACGAUUUUACGAAAGCUAAAAAUAUAGAUUGGGAAUCAGCAUGUACUACCGGAGUCAAUUCAAAAUUACAACAGUUAUGUUCUUGCGAUAAACAAAUCGACCAGGAUACUAGUAUACGAACACUAAGUUUAAGAGAACAUUACACUGAUAGUGCUGAUAAUCGAGUUGUUACUGGAAUACGAUUUAUUGUUAAAAAUAAUAUCGUUACGAUACGAAUUCGAGAAGGUAAAUUAGUCAAUGGUAUUAUAGACCCCCAAACCCUCAGAUGGAUAGAUGAUGAUGGUCAGCGUCCUCGAAUGGGUUCUGAUACAGUUAAACUCGGUUAUGAUAUACGAGCGUUUGAAUUAGAUGACAUAGAGUUGCCCGAUGAGCACUUGGUAACAGGAGUCAAAUUUAUCUUGACAAACGAAAAGCGUAUAUCAUUAGCAGUAAGAGGAUCAGCUAUGUAUAAUGAUAGAAAAAGAACUUUCUCAUCAAUUCACGAUCAAUGGUAUUAUUCAAAACCUAAUCCAUAUAAACCAAGAACUAAUAUUGAUAUACAAUAUUCAAAAAAUUCAGCUGAUUUAGAAGAACAUAAUCUACAGUUAAGUACUCCAGGAUUGAAUUACGUUGAUUUCUCAACAUCAGUAUAUUCUUUAAACAGUGAAAAUGUUGCGAUUAUACCAUUUAUAGAUUCACGCGAACUUGUUACUAAUCCACCAAUCGCUCUAGGUGGAUUAGGAAUAUUUUACAAAAGUAGACCCGGCUACGGUGGAUUCAUAGCGUUUAAAUUUAUCACGGCCAAAUAUAAUAUUCAUCUUGACUCAAAUUUUGCUCAAGCUAUGAAUAAUACUUUUUCAGACUUACAGAAGUAUGUAGCAUAAAGAAAUAAUUCGAUAAUAAUUAAUUAGAAUUUUUUUAUCGAGUUUUAACGAAAUCUCUGUUCUCCAUUUUUUUAAAUAAAAGGCAUAGUACAUAAGGUGUACCAUUUUUUAAAAUUUUAAAUCUUUUAGAAAUAAUUUUUGUAUGAAGGAUAAAACCGUAAUACAACCAUCGCAAACUUAAAUAUAUUAGAAUUUUAGUAAGAGCACAGGAAUAUAUAUAUAAAUCUUCAUAAAACCGAUGUAGAAAACAAGCUCAAAUCAUUAUACAUUAUUUUAAAGAAUUUGUUAUAUAUAAAAUUAACUCACCACACCAUGAAAUUUGUAUACCCGCAGACGCUCUAUUAAUUUCUGUAAAAAAAAAACCAUUUCAAUCAAUAAAUAUUUGUUAAUUAAAAAAACA